AUGUCCACUGGGUUGGAAAUAAUCUUUCUGAUACUGUCAACAGCAGCAUUCUUAAUUGGAAUGUUGGGGAACGUGUUCAUUGGACUGGUAAACUGCUCUGAAUGGGUCAAGAACCAAAACAUCUCUUUAGCUGACUUCAUCUUUACCUGCUUGGCUAUCUCUAGAGUUAGUCAGUUGUUGGUAUUACUUUUUGAAUCACUUUUAAUGGAACAAUAUUUAGAUUUAUUUUCCAGUCAUAACCUAGCAAAACCUAUUACUUUACUUUGGAGAAUAACUAAUCACUUGACUACCUGGCUUGCUACCUGCCUAAGCAUUUUCUACCUCCUUAAGAUAGCUCACUUCUCCCACUCUCUUUUCCUCUGGCUGAAGUGGAGAAUGAACAGAGUGAUUCUUGCAAUUUUUGUAUUUUCUUUUAUCUUUCUGGCUUUUGACUUUCUAUUGUUAGAAAGCUUUAAUGACAUAUUCUUGAAUAGCUAUAUACACGAUAAUAAUCUGACUUUGUAUAUAGAAGAAAGUAAGACUCUCUAUUUUGAAACCCUGAUUCUUCUUAGCUUGACUUGUUUGUUUCCUAUUGCUCUAUCCCUGACCUCAAUGGUCCUUUUAUUUCUGUCUCUGGUAAGACAUAUCAGAAAUUUGCAGCUCAACUCCAUGGGCUCCAGGGACUCCAGCACAGAGGCCCAUAAAAGGGCCAUAAAAAUGGUGAUGUCUUUCCUCUUCCUCUUCAUACUUCAUUUUUUUUCCACACAAGUGGUAAAUUGGAUAUUUGUUAUGUUUCCAAAACACAUGGUUGUGAAAUUUAUCUCAUUAUUAGUCUAUGUCUUUCCCUCAAGUCACUCAUUUCUUUUGAUUCUGGGAAACAGCAAGCUAAGACAGACAGCCUUGAAGGUACUGUGGCAUCUCAAAAGCUCCCUGAAGAGAGAAUCUGUUAUACCUUUGCAGACAGAUUUCCCAGAGUCUUUUCAAAGAUAG
Messenger RNA from Pipistrellus kuhlii (Kuhl's pipistrelle), 969 nucleotides. RefSeq names its product taste 2 receptor member 42 (gene TAS2R42). The record is from RefSeq and is a predicted model, not a curated record. Gene Ontology annotation, cellular component: membrane. Gene Ontology annotation, biological process: G protein-coupled receptor signaling pathway; detection of chemical stimulus involved in sensory perception of bitter taste; sensory perception of taste. Gene Ontology annotation, molecular function: G protein-coupled receptor activity. Lineage: Eukaryota; Metazoa; Chordata; Mammalia; Chiroptera; Vespertilionidae.